UGUGAGCGACACGGGCAAUUAUACUUUGUAUAAUAAAUUUUGAGACAGAAAUGUUCUUAUGCAGUAACUUUUUUUAUAAGGAAAAAGUGAGUGUUUGUAUCGUAAUUGCAAAUAACAAAGAAAAAACGGACAGGACACUGUGAUUGCUUUUUUUUUAUUUUUUCUUUACGAACGGGGGAUGUUAGCUGAAAAUACAGAACUGGCAACCCUUCUGACAAAUGCACCUUGAGCCGUCGUAAUGAACCGCCCCUCUCAUUACCAGCGCUCACAUUGCAGGAGGAAGAACAUCCCGCUGCUGUUUGUUCAGCUCCUGUUGUGAAGUUACUGAGGGACAAACGGGCAGUUUGACCAACAAUGUCGAGCAGGUAGAAACAGCGUGACUGAAGCCGCGGAAAUGAGCGAAACAGCCGAGACGAGAGGGCCCGUAACCCGCCGGAGGAGGACAACCAGCACCAGCACCAGCACCAAGCAAACCAAGAGGCAAGACGCAGGGGAGAAACCUCCACCGUGUUCCGCUAAAGAAAAAGCCGCAGACAAGGUCCAGAAGCAUGCGAACAAUAACGGCAAUGUGGAGAAAGAAAUGGGGAAGUCAACACAGCAGCAGCAGCAGCUCGCAAACAGUCCGAAGAAACAGAGGAGUGCGGUAGAAGAUAUCAACGAAAAGCUCAGGUGUCACAAUCUACAGGAGUCUCUCUUGAGCUCAGCCAGCGGCUACAGCAACUACAGAGGAAUCCUCAACUGGUGUGUUGUCAUGCUGGUGCUGAGUAAUGCACGACUUUUCUUAGAGAACAUUAUAAAGUAUGGCAUCUUGGUAGACCCUAUCCAAGUAGUGUCCCUCUUCUUAAAGGACCCCUACAGCUGGCCAGCAGCAUGCCUAAUCAUUGUGUCCAAUGUGUUCAUAUUAGCAGCCUUGUACAUAGAGCGGCGUCUGGCUGUGGGCACAAUCUCCGAAACUACAGGGCUGAUUCUUCACUUGUUUAAUCUGACAUCCUUGUUAAUCUUUCCUUCAGCCUCAGUACUCACUGUGACCUCCAUCACACCAGUGGGUGGUGUGCUCUCCUUAGGCACCUACACAGUGCUGUUUCUCAAGCUGUACUCCUACAUGGACUCCAACAAGUGGUGCAGAGAAAUCAGACAAGCCAAAGCUAAAAGAAUGACACGAUCAUAUUCGUGUCCAAUUGUGGCACAGUCCAACGGGUCAGCGGUUAACACCAAUGUCUCCUACCCAGGCAACCUCACACACAGAGACAUGUACUACUUCAUCUUUGCACCAACUCUCUGCUACCAGCUCAACUUCCCACGGUCUCCACGGAUACGCAAAAGGUUUCUGAUCAGAAGACUUUUUGAAAUGCUUUUCCUCAUGCAGUUGUUGGUGGGAUUAAUACAGCAGUGGAUGGUCCCAAGUGUUCAGAACUCAAUGAAACCGUUCCAGGACAUGGACUUUUCUAGGAUGGUGGAGCGGCUGCUGAAACUAGCUGUUCCUAACCAUCUAAUAUGGUUAAUAUUCUUCUAUUGGUUUUUCCAUUCCUCUCUGAACUUUGUGGCAGAGCUCCUGCAGUUUGGAGAUCGGGAGUUCUACAGGGACUGGUGGAACUCUGAGACUGUCACAUACUUCUGGGCCAACUGGAACAUCCCAGUGCACAAGUGGUGCCUGAGACAUUUCUAUAAGCCAAUGUUGAGGAAGGGGGUGAACAAAUUUCUGGCUCAAACUGCUGUUUUUCUGGCUUCUGCCUUUUUCCAUGAGUACCUGGUGAGCGUUCCUCUCAAGAUGUUUAGACUGUGGGCAUUCAUGGGAAUGAUGGCUCAGGUUCCUCUGGCUUUGUUCGUAAGUCGCUUCCUGAACGGAAAUUACGGCAACGCGGCCGUGUGGAUCUCACUCAUAAUUGGACAGCCCAUCGCCGUGUUGAUGUACGUCCAUGACUACUAUGUCAUUCAUUACGGGAGCACUACAUAACACAGGACAGACACCCACACACUAGUCUGUGAAACACGCCAAUGAGGUAUUAUAGAGCAGGUUCGAGGGAAUCCAUGGCAAGCUGAUGUUUAUGAAGCUGUUGAAGCUUUGGCAUGAAAGUUGUGACUUUAUUUUUGCACAUUAGAAAACCAUCAGGAAAUGAUUUUGGAUAUUUAGGAGUCUUGUCUAGUCUCACACUGCACCCCUGUCAGCCUCCAACUGUGCAAUCCACUGUACGAAAACAAAUAUAUGGUGCUAGUGGUUUAAUCUACCGUUCAUUGGCUCAAAGGUUAGACUUCUUUGGGGGUUGGGGACUCCUCUGCUUUAAUACAUUCAUCUUAAAAGUGGGAAGACUAAUAAAAACCACACGCUCCUCCGCUCAGUGAAUGUUUAAGAAUGCACAUACCAGCAGGUGCAACAAGUGUGAACCACUGCCAACUGUGCACAAGCUACAGCCUGGAUCCAGGAUCCUUCUUCCAGAGAAACUAUAUGAAAAUGGGGAUUCUAUAUCAGGGGCUGAGGAGCAUCUUUGUAUAUCCAGAGGCAACACUUUUAAAUGUUAAAGCCAGUAAACUUCUACAAGCUAAAGCCUGACAUCCUGGUCAACCACUUAAGAAUCUCCAUGGCUUGACAUAGACCAGACUGACUUUUGCAUGUAUCCUUGGAUGCAAUAUAACUUCCAGUAUUACGGACGGUAUAUUUAAAAAUGACAUUGAAAAUGUCCAAAGGUAAAAAACUGAAGGAAACAAGGAUUCCUCUCCAAAAAGACUGAGCACCAGGACGUUGAUGUGGAUUUAUUUGUACAGUUGUAUGUCAAACAAAAUCAAUGCAAGCUUUGAGCGGAAGAGCACGUGCUGCCGGCUUACUUGCCUUGGCUUUAUCAUCAUCUUGUGUCUGCACUGCCUUUGAUUUGUCGAGUUUAUUUUAUAGUUUUGCAGUAUUGUAUUUGCUGGAUGUUUGUGCCAUCUUGAAAUCACAUGU
Molecule: messenger RNA, 2935 nt
Organism: Maylandia zebra (zebra mbuna)
Lineage: Eukaryota; Metazoa; Chordata; Actinopteri; Cichliformes; Cichlidae
Gene: dgat1a
Product: diacylglycerol O-acyltransferase 1a
Biological process (GO): triglyceride biosynthetic process
Cellular component (GO): endoplasmic reticulum membrane
Molecular function (GO): diacylglycerol O-acyltransferase activity
Source: RefSeq, a predicted model, not a curated record